UAUGACCUCAUUUACCAGCACUGUCCACUGUGUACGUCAGCUGUCAAAGCGAAUUUUCACGGCUUAUUGUGUUUUUUACCUUUCUUUUUAUAGUUUUCUAAGGAUAAAGUUUGUUCAAUAGUCUAUGUUUAUUUGAAUUAAUGUACUUAAAUGCGGUAUGCAUGCAGUGCAUUGAGUGUCGUUUUGUGCAAGAGCUGAAUAUACUAACAAAUAACAAUGUCGUUUGUGGGCGGGGGUGGGGGCCAAGAUGUGCACAAGUUUGUGGAGGCGCUGCAGGCCGAUUUCAAGACGCUCUCACUUGAAACCAAGAAGAAGUAUCCUCAAAUAAAAGAGGCAUGCGAGGAGGCUAUUUCGAAGCUCUGCACUGCUGGCAGCAGCCAGCAAAACUCUGUCUACUACACCGUCAACCAGAUACUCUAUCCUCUGGUGCAGGGCUGCGAAACCAAGGAUUUGAAAAUCAUCAAGUUCUGUUUGGGCAUGAUGCAACGUCUGAUUACCCAGCAAGUGGUCGAUCAAAAGGGUGCCCUCUACAUAACCAACGCUCUGUGGACCCUCAUGGAGAACAACAUUGAGGAGGUGAAGGUGCUGCAGACAGUGACUCUUUUGCUGACGACUAACACAGUUGUCCAUGGCGAUACGCUGGCCAAGGCCUUGGUUCUGUGCUUUCGCCUGCACUACACCAAAAACCCCACAAUUGUAAACACGGCAGGGGCCACCAUACGUCAGCUGGUGUCGCUUGUGUUUGAGCGUGUCUACUUGGAGAAGGAUUCAGUGCCUAGCCUGCAGCAGCAACAACAGCAGCCGAGCAGCUCGAGCAACAGUCCUGUAGAGGUGGACGGCGCCACAGCCGGGCAAGAUGUGCAGACCUUUGCCUCUGAUGCAUUUCUGCUAUUCCAGGAUCUAGUGCAACUGGUGAAUGCUGAACAGCCCUAUUGGCUCGUUGGCAUGACCGAAAUGACGCGCACCUUUGGCCUAGAACUGCUGGAGGCAGUCCUCACAAACUUUAGUGCGGUGUUCCACGAGAGCAACGACUUCCGUUUGCUGCUCAAAGAGCGCGUCUGUGCCUUGGUCAUAAAACUCUUCUCCCCGAAUGUCAAACAUCGCCAGCUGCCGGCUCCCAAUAAUGGAACCGCACCAGUGCCUGCAGAGAAACCCUAUUUUCCCAUCAGCAUGCGACUGCUGCGUCUGGUGUCCAUUCUAAUACAGAAAUACCAUACAAUAUUGGUGACCGAAUGCGAGAUCUUCCUGUCGCUGAUCAUCAAGUUUCUGGAUCCAGACAAACCAGCCUGGCAGCGCGCCCUGGCUGUGGAGGUCAUACACAAGCUGGUCACACGCUCCUCGCUGAUUGCCUUCUUCUGCAAGUCGUACGACCUGAAGAACCAUGCCACAAACAUUGUGCAUGAUAUGAUUGCGGCCAUGGGUAGCUUUGUGCGAUAUUCUCUGAUAAAUGCCUCCGUCAUGCUGAACGGCCAACAGAAUGGAGGAGUUCUGGCUCAGCCCACCAAUGCGCUGUCCACCCUAUCUGGGAAUAAUCAAUGCGGAUUCUCUUUCCGCGGUGCCUAUCUCCCACUGGUCGCCACAUAUGCCCCUGGCGUUUCCAAGGCUGUAUACCUGGAAAUGCUGGAUAAGCUGGAUGCUCCGAAUAUACCCGACAGCUAUGGCAUCUCUGUGGGACACGCCAUACUCCUAGACAUGACCCGUUCCAUUGGCGGGGUAAUACAGCGCACACCGGAGCUCCAUCCCACCCAUAAUACGGCUGUCAUAACGGAGGAGGAGCACCAGCCGCUGUGCCUGCAGCUGGUCAAUUCUAGCUGGUCGGGUCUGCUCAGCGCGUUCAUUCCAUUGGUGGAGACAUCGAUGGACGAGGCCACCACCGAGAACAUACUGAAGGCCAUGCAGAACUAUGCGGCUUUGUGUGGCAUGCUGGAGCAGCUGCAGCCCCGCGAUGCCUUCAUUAUGGCCAUGUGUCGGGCCUCGUUUCCCCCGCACUAUGCCAUGUCCAUAUUUGCCAAUGCCACGCAAUCUGACGGCGAUGUGAGAUGUCACACACGGAGUGGCAGCCAGGAUCUGAGCAGUCAGUUCAUCAACAGCUGUACGCCCGACGACUUUCGGCCUCAGAUUGUGGCCGUGGGCACGCCCCUGCCGUCGGCGUCGCUGCCACACAGCGUUAUGCAGGCGCCCGUAAUGCUAACCAACAAGAAUCUGCAGUGUAUGCGUGCCAUACUCUUUCUGGCGCACAACAAUGGCGGGAUACUGGGCACAUCCUGGCAUAUGGUGUUGCAAACGCUACAGCAUCUAGUGUGGAUACUGGGUCUGAAACCCUCAACGGGUGGCAGUCUCCAGGCCAUGCCAAAGCCAGCCGUUGAGGCGAAUGUGGGCAUUCAAACGGCCGUGAUGGCGGAUCUCCCAGUGCUGUCACAAAUGCUGAGCCAAUUGUUUGAGUCCAGCCAAUAUCUGGACGAUGUGGCGCUGCAUCAUCUGAUUGAUGCUUUGUGCAAGCUCUCACACGAGGCCAUGGAACUGGCCUACGCCAAUCGAGAGCCAUCGCUGUUUGCGGUGGCCAAACUACUGGAAACGGGCCUCGUGAACAUGCCCAGAAUCAAUGUGCUGUGGCGUCCGCUAACCAAUCAUUUGCUGGAGGUAUGCCAGCAUCGGCAUAUACGCAUGCGGGAGUGGGGUGUGGAGGCCAUCACUUAUCUCGUGAAGUCUGCUCUACAAUUCAAGCACAAAACGCCGCUCAAGGAGAACAUGGAACUGCAAACCAUGCUGCUGAGUCCUCUCUCUGAGCUGUCCACUGUCCUGCAUGCGGAUGUGAGGCAACGCCAGCUGGAUUGUGUCCUCCAAAUACUAAACACGGCCGGGGAGAUACUCUCCUUUGGCUGGCCGGCCAUUAUUGAGAUAAUUGGGGCUGUGAAUGAACAUCAUGGCGAGCCAUUAAUACGCACCGCCUUCCAAUGCCUGCAGCUAGUCAUCACCGACUUCUUGACGGUCAUGCCGUGGCGUUGUCUGCCCCUCUGCAUCAGCACGGCUGCUAAGUUUGGUUCCCAAACGCAGGAACUUAACAUCUCGCUAACGGCGAUUGGUUUGAUGUGGAACAUUUCGGAUUUCUUUAAUCAAAAUCAGGACAAACUGAUGUCCACACAGCUGCAGGAUGUGGCCAUAUUGCCAGAGUUUCCGGGCACCGUGAAGAUGCCACAAUUCGACAAGCUCUGGAUGUGUCUGUAUGCCAAAUUGGGAGAGCUGUGCGUAGAUCUGCGUCCGGCUGUCCGUAAAUCGGCCGGCCAGACACUCUUCUCCACCAUCUCGGCCCACGGCAGCCUGUUGAAUCCGCCCACCUGGCAGGCUCUGGUCUGGCAAGUGCUAUUCCCCCUGCUCGACAACGUCCGGGCCUUGAGCAGCUCGGCCAGCAAUGAGAAGGUGGAUGCCAGUGGCAAUAUUCUCAUACAUCAUUCGAGGAACACCGCUCAGAAGCAAUGGGCCGAGACGCAGGUCCUGACGUUGUCGGGGGUCUGUCGGGUGUUCAACACCAAACGAGAGCUCCUCCAAAUGCUCGGGGACUUUGAGCGUGCCUGGUCUUUGAUCCUGGAGUUCAUACAAAAUGCAGCGCUGAGCAAGAAUGGGGAGGUGUCGCUGGCCGCACUCAAAUCUCUGCAGGAAAUCAUGUACCACAAUACCACAACAGAGCGAACGGUGGGAGGAGUAGGAGGAGCAUCCCUUAAGGAUCCCCAAACGGCGCAAGAGCAGGACGAGGAGAUCUGGACUUAUUUGAAAAGUAUCGAGAAGCAGUUCUCCACUUUCCGUGUCAAUCACAUGGAGCUCUUUUUUAUUGCCUGGAAUAUUUGGCUCAGCAUCGGCAUGGAGAGCACCAAAAUGUCCACAACGAAGGCACAGCCACAGCCCAGCAGCAAUGGGGGUAGCAAUGGCAGCCAGGAUAGCCAGGAGGACUUUUACAUUCCCAGUCAGGCUUUUCUGACGGCCCUCAUACAAAUCUUUCCCGCCAUCUUUCACCACAUUCAAGUCAAAUUCAGCCCCACGGACUUUGACAAAUUCUGCACGGUGCUGACGAAUGCGGUGUGCAUUCCCGUCCAGACCGAUGCUGUUCCCUACAUCAUGUCCACUGUGUCCGAUACGCUGCUGACGCCCCUGCAUGAUGGCAUACUCGAUUGCAUGGAGCUGAUACAAAAGGAAGCCACAAAGCCAGAUUCCCACAUCAGCCAGCUCAUACCCGCCAUUUUUCGCCAGCUGUUGAUCUUCAGCAAGUUCGCCUGUGCCCCGCCCACAUUCCAGCAGAAUGUGGAGCACAAGUAUGCCAAGUCCACGUCGGGACACUAUGCCAACAAUGCAUCCGUUGAGGUGGUGGGAAUGAACUACAUACCGUUCGGUGAGAAGUCAAUCAGUAUUUGUGUGAAGCUGUACCAGACGACGGCCACAGAGGAGUCGGUGGUGCAGGAGCAGAUCCUGCACGACAUUGUCAAGGCUGUGCGCACACCGCUGGCCAUGAAGUACAAGUGCCUGUCAUCUAGCACUUGGAAGCUGGCCAUCUCGAGUCUCAUCAGUGUCCUCCACACGGGCCUGAAGGUGGCCCGGGCCAAGCCUCAGCAUUUCGCCAGCCUUUGGGACGACUUGGCCGAUACGCUGGAUAAGUUUCUGUUCCCCGCCAGCGUGUGCACCAUCGAGGAUCGUGGCUUGGAGGAGAUUGUGCUUGACGAGACCAUCGAUUGUCAUGUGAUUGAGUUGCUGCGGGACGAGGUGCUGCCGCAUGCCCACGAGAUGCCGCAUCAGUUCAUUAUGCAAAUUGUGGUACUGCUCAACAAGGGCUCCAUACACUCGGCCUCGGACACGAAUAUUUGCUACGAGUCGGACUGGAAACUGCGCGAGAUAUUUGCAAAGACCUGCUUUGAGACCUUGCUGCAGUUCUCGCUGUUGGAAGAUCAUCAUGCCACCAACAACAAUCGGAUUAAUGCCAAUCUGUUGCCAGCGGGUGCCGCAGGAGCGGUUGGCAAGGACUUUGCCGGACGAUUGGCGGUCACCGCCUUGCUGCAUCGCUUCCAGGAAGUGCUCAAGCGGUUCAAUGAUGAUGAGCGCCAAAGCGGCAAGUGUCCUUUGCCUAGAUUCCGGCUGUCGGAGAUAUCGUUUGUGCUCAAAGCCAUUGCCACGCUGGUGGUGUCCAUGAAGAAAGCCCCAGCCUCAAAGGUAAACAAGCCGGCAUGGGAUCAAUUGAUUGGACUGUAUCCGUAUCUGGUGGAUUGCACCACCACCACAUCGCCGGAGGUGUCACGAUCCCUGCGCGAGGCCCUGCUGCAGUACACAGAUCUACUGCAGGCGCCGCGCCUUUGCGGAGCCACCACCAACGACAAUUCUAUACAAUCGAAUGGACAAGAGUGAAAGUAUGCCUAGACACAGAUAGAUAGAUAGAGUUACCUAGAUAACCGGAACCAGGAGAAGCUCUGCGAUGUUUUGUUUUAGUUUUUAAGUGCGAAGCGUUUGAAUAUAUAUAUAUUUAUUUUGUGCAUAAUUUAUAAAUGUUAAACCUAACCCUCCCCCGCAUAGAUGUACUUCUUCUAAUCAUCUAUGUUCAAUACUUACAUACCUUUACCUUUACAUCUUACGAGUAUAUAUAUACCUAUAUAUUUGUAAAAGUAUUUUGUAGUUGAGCUAUGAACUAUGUAUGUAUGUACCUCCAUCCUACUUGGUGAUGAUGGGACGGAGGGCAAUUAACCAAGAUAAAGAACCCUUUUAAGGCGGCUUGGCAAAGGGCAGAAAAACAGCAGAUUCCUUUAGUACCUUUUCGAGACGCAAAGACAAAGAACUAUACCUAGCUAUAGCAAUCUACAUACAAUAUUAUACACACACACACAACUAUGAUCUAUUUGUGUAGCGCAUUUUAAAGUACAGACUUGCGUGUUAUCUGAAUCAAAUAUUAACCAUUUAAUCAUGAUGCAACCAAGUAAACUUUGUAGUGACGUUUUUAAAUAAAGCAAAAAUUAUUACCAACCGA
Molecule: messenger RNA, 5998 nt
Organism: Drosophila pseudoobscura
Lineage: Eukaryota; Metazoa; Arthropoda; Insecta; Diptera; Drosophilidae
Gene: mon2
Product: Mon2 homolog, regulator of endosome-to-Golgi trafficking
Exons: 14
Coding region: 217-5385 (1722 amino acids)
Source: RefSeq, a predicted model, not a curated record